Messenger RNA from Oncorhynchus masou masou (cherry salmon), 2701 nucleotides. RefSeq names its product cytokine-inducible SH2-containing protein-like. Gene Ontology annotation, cellular component: phosphatidylinositol 3-kinase complex. The coding region runs from base 500 to 1210 and encodes 236 amino acids. Gene Ontology annotation, molecular function: 1-phosphatidylinositol-3-kinase regulator activity. Gene Ontology annotation, biological process: intracellular signal transduction; phosphatidylinositol phosphate biosynthetic process. Lineage: Eukaryota; Metazoa; Chordata; Actinopteri; Salmoniformes; Salmonidae. The record is from RefSeq and is a predicted model, not a curated record. The transcript has 3 exons.
AAAAGAAACUCGAGCACGCGCCGGAGCAAAUCGAAACGCAGCGCAGUUCCGCGAAACAGGGUGCGCACUGGGCAGACGCGGCCCCUGCCGCAUGCGGCGCUGAAGUUCAAAGCCAUUCUUGGAAUUAGAUUCCUAGAACUUCCGUCAACCCGCAACACUGAAUUUACAAGAGGUGGUUUUCUCACCGUCUUUCCUUAGAAUCGAAUAAGAACAGUGUCUGGUGAGCGGAUUACUCCGCUGGACUUCACCCUCUAUUUUUUCGGAGGUUGAAACUGACACGUUUGAGAUUUUAUAGUUAUAACCAAAAUAAAAUUAGGAUUAUUUUAAAUUUUGAAAAAAAUCUGAAAAGUCUAUUUAGUUAUUGAGAAAAACUUUUGUUUUUCGGAUUAUUGGCGCCAUGACAACGUCAACUCAGUGACUGUUCCUACAAUAUAUAAUAAUCACUGGCUUUAUUGGAUAAUUGUAUAAGCAUACACGCCAAAAUGUUUAAACUGGAUUCAUGUUCAUUAUGAUUUAUUGUGUUCAAAGGGCUCUGUUGCGAGGGCCACCUUCAGAUAUGAUUGCCAGGAUGAUGAGCAGCAUGCAGCAGAAUGAUGGCGAGAGAGGAGAUUUGUGUUGUCAGAACCCGACUGUCCCUCUCUGUGGCCCUACAGAGGACCUCUGCUGCAUCACCACCACCUUCCAGAACCUACAGAACUCAGGUUGGUACUGGGGGUCCAUUUCAGCCAGAGAGGCUCGAGACGCUCUCCUGAAGGUGUCAGUGGGAACCUUCCUGGUACGCGACAGCAGCCACCCUCUCUACAUGCUGACUCUGUCAGUGAAGACGGCCUGUGGCCCCACCAACGUACGCAUAGAGUACAGUGGGGGUCGCUUCCGGCUGGAUUCCAGCUCCCCAGGCCCCCCUCACUUGCUGUCCUUCCCUGAUGUCUGCAGCCUGGUUCAACACUACGUUGGCUCAGGCCAGACACAACAGGGCAAGAGAGUGGAGUCAGAGGGCCCUUCAAAACCUAAUGCCAAACCCAGCCCUUCCCAGCCCUCAGCGAAGGACAAUGCAGUACUGCUCAAGCUGAUGCGUCCCCUGCCACAGGCCUUCCCCUCUCUCCAGCAUCUCACACGCCUCACCAUCAACUGCCAAAUCGACUGCAUUGACCAGCUGCCCCUGCCACGCCCACUGGUGCACUACCUGCAGGACUACCCUUUCCAGGUAUGAGGGUCCUCUGGCAGCCAUCCCUACCCAAAGAAGGGCACACAGCAGGCCCAGGGACCUCCCAGUGAGGGUUAAAGGUUAGGACCUUAUGCUUAUAGGGUCAAAGAUAGCCUCUGACUCAGCUCAGCUGAACAGUGGAGCAUGGAAACAAAGUGCAGUGUUGCCUUUGGAAGAGUAGGACUUUAAAGUCUCACUGGGACUUGGGCUGCUCGUACAGACAUCCAUGAACCGGACACCAUUUAUACUGUUUACUUUAAUAUUAAUAUAAUUACAUUAUAUGGAUUUUGUGUCUAUUGUUUCAAAUAAAUCUCUUUUAUAGUAAAAAAAAUAAUGGUCUUUUGUCUGACCCAUAAUCUAUUGUAAACCAUCACUAACAGACUAUUACAGAGUAGCAGUAGCCAGGAAAAAAGAGAAAUUUCUUCAGCAGGAAUGAACAGGAAUUUUAGGUAUAAUAAUAAAACCGUUCUUACACUUUGCUGCUGUACUCCCUGUCAUCUUUCACAGAUGAAAGGAUGCUGGAGAAAAAAACAGUGAUCUUGAUCUUGUACAAUUUUAAUUAUUUAUCAAAAAUCUGUGUUUUGUGUAAACAGGUUUCGUAAACAGUCACAUGGGAAAAUUAUUAGCAUUAAGCCUAUUGCUGGGAGCAUUUCCAUGGAACAUUACGCCGGAGUUGGUUUCCAAGAGGGGAAUUUGACUAGUGCUAAGAAAGCCUCUUAUCAGGAUUAGAGCCAGAGCAAUGGUCAUUAAUACACGAACAGAGGACAGUGUACACACACACACACACACACACACACACACACACACACACACACACUGUGACGUAGAAGUCCGUCACUGGCCGCGGGCAGCAUUUGGUUCUUUAACGCACACACAUAUUCAUCACUCCUCCCUGCGCCAUUAUAAGAUAAGUUAACAAUGUGGGUCGACACACAAAUUAACUUCUGUCUUGGUGCAUGCAUUUCACACUUGUCAAUGUUCAUAUUUGAGAGAUACAAUAAUUAUUAUACUUAUCAAUGUUGUGGAUGAGCGCAUUGUUUGUUCUGUUCCUCUCUCUCCAUCUCUGUAGCUUCCGGGUAUGCUGGAAAAGGACCCGAGCUAAGGGAAUUGGGUUGGCUUUAUAGUGCCUGUCCCAAAUGGCUCAUUAAUGCAUAUGGGCAUAUUGAAAGAUAUUGUCAGUAGUGAUGUAAUGUUGUAAAUGUUAUGUUGUGAUAUUGUUUAAAACCGUGUUGCAAUGUAUAUCCUUUAGUAUGUUUAGUUCAUGGAAAAUGUAGGUUUGUAUUGUUAAUUGAUUAAUUAAUUAGGGUUAAUUGUUCUGAGAGGAGGGGCUAGCCCUACAAAAGGAGCCUCUCUUUCAGUCAUGAAGAGGUAGUUUGGAUUGAGCUGUGGAUGGGGCAGCAUUGUUUUUUAAGCUGUCCCAUAAGGUAGACGUUGAUGGCAGUACUGUUGUUUUUUGUUCCGGAAUCACUUGUAAAUAAACACCUUUGCACAGAAUAA